CAACGCGCAUGCGCCGCGGGGGGGGGGGGGCCGCCGCGGUAGCGCGCGUGCGCGGCGACUGCUGCUGCUGCCGCCGGCCUCGAGGGGGAGCGGCGGCUCCCCCUCCCCCAGCCCGCGCGAUGGGUGACGCGUUCCGGAGGGCGGAGUCGGGCACUCAGCUACUUGCACGACUUGAGGGCAGAAGUUCUCUGAAAAAUCUUGAACCUUAUCUGUUUGCUGAGGAAGGAUUUCCUGUUCAUGGAGACGUCAUUGAAUUCCAUGGUCCAGAAGGAACAGGAAAAACAGAAAUGCUUUAUCACCUCAUAGCCCGCUGCAUCCUUCCAAAAUCAGGAGGAGGACUGGAAGUGGAAGUCAUGUUCAUUGACACAGACUACCAUUUUGAUAUGCUUCGUCUAGUUACCAUUCUUGAACACAGAUUGGCGCAGAGCACAGAAGAAAUGAUAAAACAAUGCCUAGAAAAGCUUUUUCUUGUUAACUGUAAUAGUAGCACUCAGCUACUCCUCACUCUUUACUCUUUAGAAAACAUGUUUUGCACUCACCCCUCUCUCUGCCUUUUGGUUGUAGACAGCAUAUCAGCUUUUUACUGGAUAGACAGAAGCAAUGGAGGGGAGAGUUUUAGCUUGCAGGAGAUCAAUCUGAAGAAAUGUGCUGAAUUUCUUGAAAAGCUUGUAAGAGAGUAUCACUUAGCCCUGUUUGCAACAACACAAACAAUCAUGCAGAAAUCUACAAACUCUGCAGAAAGCUCUUUUUCUUUAAAACUUCAACAUGAAACUGAUACAGACUAUAGGCCUUACCUUUGUAAAGCAUGGCAACAAAUGGUAACACACAGGAUGUUUUUUUCUGAGCAGUCUAACCCUGGCAACAGCAAAGCCUUUUCAGUCAUUUCUUGUCACAUCAAAGAAAAGCAUGUAGUAAAACGGUCAUUUAGUAUUGCAGAAUGUGGAGUUCAGUUUUAACUUCUUUGUUUUUAAAAUGGUGGCAUAUCUCAGUGCUUUAUGUAGUUUUAGUGCCUUUUAAACUGGUUGGUUGUCUCUGGUUGAUUAAGAAUUUUUGUCACCAUUCACUUAAAAUUUAGUGAAGGGCAGAAAGCUUAAAAUGUUUGAAUUACUGAAAAAGUUCAGUCUAAACUAGUGGGAAAUGUUGAAAUUAUUUGUUUCUGGUUAAUGCAUAAAGAGAUUAAAUCAAGCAAAUUAAAAACAAAGUCAUUUUAAACUCCUAAUAUCCUUCAGUAACGUAACCUACAUGGUAUGCAGCCAAAAGCACUGACAAUUUCUGGGUCUUAAUGCUUUUCACUCCUCCUCUUCCAAGCUACAGAAAUAGGAACCUAGUUGUCCAUGUGGGAGACUGCAAAAAGGCAAGUGUUCGCUCUUUAUAAAUAUUGGUCUUGGUUCAUUCCCUGUAGCCUAGGGUAUAUGAAAUGUAUGCGCUACUUUGCCUAGAGAAGAGGAGUCAUUUUCACAGCCCGGUAAAUAGUAGCAGUCCUGACCAUGCUUCUCCAAGUUUGCACUCCCUCUGUUUACAUUAGCAUGCGCCUGGAGAAGCAAGGAUUGCAGGUGUUUUCACCCCUGCAAACAUCUGGCUUUGAAGGAGCUAAAGCCAUCGCAAAAAUGGAGGCCCAGUUUCCAUAACUGAAGGAAAACAAAAGACCCAGCCCUGUGUACCCACGAGUUUGUUCUGCAUGCAGCAAACAGUUUAGCCUUAGUCUUUGAAAGUGAAGAAGGUUGUUCCGUUCUUUUUUUUUUUUUAAGACAUAUGCACAGACAUAAAUUUCUUCCCUGCCCUCCCUCAUUAUUCCCUCCCACUUCUUUCCCUUCCCCCGCGCUUCCUAAGAAAUCCAGGAAUGCCAUGCCUCUGGUCUUUACCGAUAUGCAUUUGCCACAUACAGAACAUUUAUGUGCAGGAUUUGGCAUGCAGCAUGUUGCAACUCUGGCAAAGGAGAUUCAGAACUUAUGAGAAAUGCCCUACAGUUCUGGCAAGGGAGACCAUAUUAUUUAUUAACCUAGAGUGCCCUUUGAAAGCUUCAAAGUGCUUUACAAGAAAGAAAAUUGCACACACUACAUUAUAUAAUACAAAAACUUACAUUAGCUUACAAAUUUAAAUUACUCUAAACAAGGGGAAAAUAUUACAGCAAUAUUCGUUCAGUCAUGUCGCACAACAUGCUUUCUAGUUUAGAUUGAACAGAUUAUUAAUAAGAAUACAUAUUUAAGAAGUAUCUAGCACUGUAUCUUUUUGAAGAAGAUCCUUCAGAAAACUCUGUUGUGAGAAUCUUACCAUUUAAUUUCCAGACUUCUGAAGCCAGCCGUUUUAAGCUGAAUGUAUAUCUAGAUUCCCAUAUAUAAUAGUUAGGUGUGUGUACUCAGACUUCUGUAUAUAGGAGCGUAUAGGCGUACUGUUGUUUAUAGAAUAGACAGCUAGGUGAUUUGGCUGGAUUUUUUCAGAGUUGCUGAGCAACUAUGUGUCCCUCUAGCCCAAUAUGCUGCCUCUAACAGCAGCUGGUACCAAAGGCUUUGGGAAGUGUGAGGAAAAACUGUUUUCACUGGCGCAUCCUCCAACUUCCCACAGCUCGGGGUUUAGGGUGCUCUCGACCAGAGGUUGCCUUCAGACCACAGCGUUCAAUAGCCACUGAUCAAACCUAUCCUUCAUGGAUCUACUUAAUCCAUUUUUAACCUGUUUAUCCUCCAUGGCUCCACAGUGGCUUUUCACAGUGAAUUUAGUUUAAUUAUUCUUUCCAUGGAAGAACUUCUUCCUUUCUUUUCUCAUUUGAUACCUGCUGUCUGAUCAUUUCUUCAUGCCUUCCAGUUCUUUUUGUGUGAGACGUAAUGAGUAGACUUUCCCUUUUCAACGUCUCUGCAGCAGUGAUGAUUUUGCACACUUGUCGUUUCACUUGUGCUUUCUGUGCCAUCACCACCAUUAUUUAUUUCAGAACUCAUAAGUACACAAAUACAUGAAAAAAUGUACAACUUCCCCAUUCAGCCUGGACUGGACCAGAGUUAGAUAGUUUAACAUGUAUGGACACUUAAGCUGGGAAUUAUUGUACAGGCCAUAGUUGCAUUUUUUUGUACAAAAUAGGGGGAUGUAAAUAUAGCUAUAAAACUUUCAAAGGUGCAAAUUGUAGAAAGACUGUACAAUUUCUACUUUAAAAAAAUCAAUACUCAGUUUCUAUCAGAGAGUAGAGUUCUAGUGAAGAAAAAGUGCUUCAUAAGAUCAUAUUUGCUAAAAAAUGUUUUUGAGGGAAAAACAGUGGAAAUUAUGCUGGAAAAAAGCUUUUAUAUUUUUCACAAUGUUUCAUAUUUUGCAUUGUACUAUAAAAUAAAAGCCUAAAUUGAAAUGAAACCAAA
Dromaius novaehollandiae (emu) is the source of this 3338-nucleotide messenger RNA. RefSeq names its product X-ray repair cross complementing 2 (gene XRCC2). Gene Ontology annotation, molecular function: ATP binding; ATP-dependent DNA damage sensor activity; four-way junction DNA binding. Gene Ontology annotation, biological process: DNA strand invasion; double-strand break repair via homologous recombination. Bases 9 to 956 code for a protein of 315 amino acids. NCBI's taxonomy places the organism in Eukaryota, Metazoa, Chordata, Aves, Casuariiformes, Dromaiidae. The record is from RefSeq and is a predicted model, not a curated record. The transcript has 3 exons. Gene Ontology annotation, cellular component: centrosome; replication fork; Rad51B-Rad51C-Rad51D-XRCC2 complex.